Messenger RNA from Pseudocercospora fijiensis CIRAD86, 1779 nucleotides. RefSeq lists its product as uncharacterized. The transcript has 3 exons. Lineage: Eukaryota; Fungi; Ascomycota; Dothideomycetes; Mycosphaerellales; Mycosphaerellaceae. Gene Ontology annotation, molecular function: oxidoreductase activity, acting on CH-OH group of donors; flavin adenine dinucleotide binding. The record is from RefSeq and is a predicted model, not a curated record. The annotation marks the transcript as partial.
GGUCUUGCGGGAUGCGUCGUCGCUGGCAGGUUGGCAGAAGCCGAUCGCAACCUCAAGGUUCUCGUAAUCGAGCAGGGUCCCAACUCCUACGGCGUCCCCGAGGUUGUAUAUCCAGCCUUGUAUCCACGAAACUUGUACCCCACUAGUAAGCUCACACUUUUCUGGCAUGGCAAGGAGUCCAAAGAGCUUGCAGGGCGAAGGCCUAUCGUGCCAUCCGGAGGCACUCUGGGCGGCGGUUCCGCUAUAAAUUGGAUGGUGUAUACAAGAGCUCAGAGGUCAGACUUUGAUUCCUGGAAGGCGGAAGGGUGGACUGCGGACGACAUGCUUCCGUUCCUGAAGAAGCUUGAGACAUACCACGGCAAAGGCGACGCGGAUCGACACGGUGACAGCGGACCUAUCAACAUCUCCAAAGGCACACAUGUAUCAAAGCCGUCUGAAAACGCCUUCAUCGAGACGGCCACGGCUCUUGGUUACCCCGAAGUCUCCGACCUCCAGAACUUGGACAACAACAAUGCCGUGGAAAGAUACUACAAAUAUAUUGGCCAAAAUGGCAGACGCCAAGAUGCAGCACAUCGCUAUCUGCAUCCCAAGCUGCAAAGCAACGACUACCCCAACUUGCAUGUGCUUACUGAGAAGCAAGUCAUUCGCGUACUUUUCGACGGCAAGAAAGCGGUCGGCGUCGAGUACCAGACCAACCCGAAAUUCAUGGCAAAUCCAGAGUUCCUCGACACGGCCUACACUGCCAAACGAACGGUCACAGCUAGCAAACUUGUUGUCAUUUCUGCCGGUGCAAACGCGACCCCGGGCAUAUUAGAGCGAUCGGGAGUCGGUAACGCAGAAAUCUUGAGAAAGGCUGGUGUGGAGUGCAUUGAGGAUCUGCCUGGUGUGGGAGAAGAUUAUCAAGAUCAUCAUUUGAGCUUGUGGUCGUACCGAACUAAUCUUGAGGCAAGAGAGUGCAUCAAUGGAUUCCAAGACGGCCGAUGGAACAUCGACGAAGCAAUUCGGAUGAAUGAUGAAUUACUUGGGACCAAUGCGAUGGAUGGGCAGGGUAAGUUCAGGCCGACGGAGGAGGAGGUCGAUGCUCUUGGACCAGAAUUUAGGAAGGCCUGGGACCGAGAUUUCAAGAAUGUUCCAGACAGGCCGCUGAUGAUCAUGGCUUUGUACAACUGCUACUACGGCGACCACUCCAUGCUGCCCGACGACGCCGAAUACGUCUCGCAGGCAAAUUGGACCGGCUACCCCUUCUCUCGAGGCUACACUCACAUCACAGGCCCUACCAUGGCCGACCGUCCGGACUUCGAGACCGGCUGGCUCAAAGACGCCGGCGACAACGAUGUGAAAAAACACAUCUGGGCCUACAAACUCUCCCGCGAAAUGUGGCGUCGCAUGCCCAUCUUCCGCGGCGAACUGGCAACCAACCAUCACAAAUUCCCCGAAGGAAGCAAAGCCUCGGUCGUAGAAAAAGCCGAUGGUCCACUCGCACGACACGGACAUGAUGAACGGAUCGAAUACACCGCUGAAGAUGAUAAAGCCAUCGAGCAGAAAAUCCGGGAGAUCAUCUCGACGACUUGGCAUUCGUUGGGGACUUGUAAGAUGGCACCCAGAGAUAGGAAGGGGGUGGUGGAUCAUACGCUUAGCGUGCAUGGUUUGGGGAAUCUGAAAUUGGCGGAUUUGAGUAUUCCGCCGGAGAAUGUGGGGGCUAAUACUGGAGGGACGGCUUUUGUGAUUGGGGAGAGGGCGGCGGAGAUUUUUGUUCAGGAGUUGGGGUUGAGGGGGUGA